GACAUAAAAGCGGCGGCGGGCCGAGGGGGCGCCACAGUGUCAGGGACGGUGGGAUCAGGGAGGGUGCCGAACAAAACUGCAAAACACGCCCUCUGCCCGCUCCUAUCUGUGGCGGCAUAGCCGCUUUUUGAGGGUUUGGCUAUUCUCUCCGGUCGCCGCCGCCGCCGCAUUUCCCCGGUGUAAGGAGCAGCAGCGAUGAAGAUGAAGGCCGAGAAGAGGUCCCCUUCCAGCGGCGGCAGCGUCGCAGGAGGUGGAGGCGCCGCCGUGUCCCAAGGACCUGCCCCGUUUAUCCAGGCUUUGGCGGCGGCGAAUACCCAAUAUCAGGCUUACGAGACAUACUUGGAAAACGGCAUGAUCUGCCUCAAGCAUAAAAUCAGAAACAUAGAGAAGAGAAAGGCAAAACUGGAUGACUAUAAAGAACGAUUAAAAAGAGAAGAACUAAAUCAAGACCAGUUGGAUGCUGUAGAAAAAUAUGAAGAAGUAAUUCACAAUCUAGAAUUUGCUAAGGAGCUGCAAAAAACCUUUUCUGCACUCAACCAAGAACUCUUAAAAGCACAAAAGAAAACUUUGCGACGUGAGCAAAUUCUGAGGACUGAAAUGGAGAAAAAGCGACUUUGUACUGUAUUGCACGUCAAAUAUAUACUGGACAAUUUCAAUCAGGAACACGUUCAAAAUGACUUCAGAGAUGGCAUUAAUGGUGCAUUUAUUAUUUCUCGGAAGGAAAUUGGGUACCUGAAGGACUUCUGUAAACUUGUCUGUCCUGAAAGGAGUGAAAAUGUAUCUCUUGAAGAUCAAAUGGAAUUGGUGUCAAAUCAAAUGUGGGACCUUGUGGAAGGAGUAGACAAGAUGGUGGUUGGUAGUACCUACAAACACUUGAAGGAGACGAUAAGCAGACUUCUGAAGUGUUCCUACUUUGAUAAUAUUCCAGUCCCUCACAAUGGGUUGCAGGAAGAUGAUAAGCUCCAAGAGGUGCAAAUGACCUCUAAACCUCAGAUGCUGUCUGGAAAAGAAUCUGAAUCUGACUUGCAUUUUUUGUGCUCAAGUGAAAUGCAGCCAAGAGAGUUUUUGAACAGGCAAUACAUGAACAAAACGGACUACUCUGUGAAACAGCAGCCUGAAAAGCAAAGAAACUGGGAAGGAGAGUUUGCCAGGAAGCAAGAGGCAGUCCCCAGCAAAUGGGAUGCUGAUUAUGUAAGCCAAAAACAUGAAAACGCUGCUCCUAAAACAUGGGAUGAAGAGUUCAUUGAAAGAAAACAGGACAAGGAACAUCUUAAAAAGUGGGAUGUGGAAUAUGUCAAUAGGAAGCAGGAGGAACAGCCAAAAAAAUGGGACACCCAGUACUCUGAUAUUCAAGAUACUAAAAGGUGGGAUCCAGGUUCAGUCCCAAAGGAGACCACUGAGCUAAAGAGAAUUAUGCCUGAGGCCAAAGAGAAACGUGAUCGUGGUUCAAAACCAAAACGCGAAGCAAAACAAGUGUCAAAAGUGGUGCAGCAAGCGGCUGUCGAGUUCUGCUCAACAUCUUCUCUACCAAAUGACCCAGAACUCAGGAGGAAGGAGCUUCAAGACCUAAUGUCCCAAAUACAAGGCACAUGUCACUUCAUUCAGGAUUCAAUGCUAGAUUCUGAUGCCACCUCACAAAGUGCUAUUGGAUCACAGAAGCCUGCUGUAUUAUCACUCAAAACAGCAGCUCUAAAAGAACAGAAACAAAAGACUGAAAUUGUUCCAUCAUCACCCAAGCCUGCAGCAGAAUUAAGUGUCAUUGCCAGUACUGGGGUUAGUUCGGGUUCUGAUGACCAAUCUUCAUUGUCUGAUUCUACAACUGAUCUUUCAGGACAAGUUACACAGGUUUCUAAUGCACCGAGUUCGAAAAGUGAAGCAUUCAUUGCUACAUCCCAGGUAUACCAAACCAGUACACCCAUUACUGAAUCUUUAACACAAUCAUCACUGAAAUCAAAUCAGCAGGUGACUUCUUUGACCAGUGACCAGACCACUUCAAGCACAGCAAUAACUCCAGCAUCCCAAGGACAAGUACAGCAGACUCCAGUAAGCAGUUCUCCAGUUAGCGUGAAGACCACACCCUUUCAGUCUAUGCACACUGUGUUCAAAGUUAAUGCCCCUCUGCCUCCACGAGGUGAUCAGCAGGAAGUGAAAUCUGAAGGUCCGUAUUCUCCUGUCUACAACCAAAGUUUGAUUACCGCUAGUACUCAGACACCACCCCAGCCUAUCUCGCUACCUUCUACAUAUAUAGUGGAGCAAAAUGCACUGACUCAAGAUUCUUUGCCAGAUGAAACUACAACUGUAACCAAUGGGACCCCAGUAUUUUUAACUCACAAUCAGCAAAGUACUUUGCCAAGACCAAACCAAGCCUAUUUUGGGAGCAGAGGUGCUGUGCGGGGGACUUCACGAGGUAGCAGAGGAGUUGCUAAUGCUUACCGCAGCUCUAGCAAUGGAUACAAAGGUGUACAAAUAGGAUUUGAUGGUUACAGAGGAAUUCCCAUUCCGGCCAAUGGAACAUAUGGACCUUUUCCAAAUAGAGAAUACCCUGGGAUGCCAUACACUCCAAGGGAAUCUGGUUACCAGCAGAACUACAAACGUGGUGCAGGAGCUGGGCCUCGUGGAGCCAUGAGAGGAGGUCUUAAUUACUUGACAGCUGGCUGGAGUGAUUCAUCUCAAGUGAGCAGUCCAGAGCGAGACAACGAGCACGUCAACACGGGGGAUUCUGGCCAAGGUGAAACACUAAACAUUACUCCAGUGGAUAUGCCAGUGACCAGCCAAGCUGCCACCCUCUUGCCCGUGCACGUCUAUCCUCUUCCUCAACAGAUGAGAGUGGCCUUCUCUACAGCAAGGACAUCUAACUUUACUCCUGGGUCUCUGGACCAGCCCAUUAUCUUUGAUCUUCUGCUUAGUAACCUUGGAGAAACAUUUGAUUUCCAGUUGGGGCGAUUUACCUGCCCUGUGAAUGGCACUUAUGUCUUCAUCUUUCACAUGCUAAAGCUGGCUGUGAAUGUGCCUCUGUAUGUAAAUUUGAUGAAGAAUGAAGAAGUCCUGUGCUCUGCUUAUGCUAAUGAUGGUGCCCCUGAUCAUGAGACUGCCAGCAAUCAUGCUGUUCUGCAGCUUUUCCAAGGAGAUCAGAUCUGGCUGCGAUUGCACAGAGGUGCCAUCUAUGGUAGCAGCUGGAAGUAUUCUACCUUUUCUGGAUACCUCUUGUAUCAGGACUGAAAUGUGCUCUAGUAGCUAAAAUGCUUUGCACUCUGAUCUCUGUAACUUAAAAGGUCACAAUUUGAAGUGAGUUGCCAGGGGGUGACUUGUUAAAAUGUCACGAUAGUUUUCUGGGAUUUUGGUUUGCACUGACUGGGCACUUUAACCUGUGAUGCCUUGCUAGUAGAGCUGCAAAUAUAUUUUGUUACAGAAUUUUGUCUUGCACUUCUUCAUCUGAGACUAUUUAUGUGACAUUGAAUGGAUAGGUUUCCUUUGCAAGAGAUCCUGCUAUUUACAAUGCCUCAUGGUGCCUCAAUAAAGAUAUUUAUU
Mobula hypostoma (lesser devil ray) is the source of this 3528-nucleotide messenger RNA. It is a transcript of the gene caprin2, whose product is annotated as caprin family member 2. Gene Ontology annotation, molecular function: RNA binding; signaling receptor binding. NCBI's taxonomy places the organism in Eukaryota, Metazoa, Chordata, Chondrichthyes, Myliobatiformes, Myliobatidae. The record is from RefSeq and is a predicted model, not a curated record. Gene Ontology annotation, biological process: positive regulation of canonical Wnt signaling pathway. Bases 196 to 3219 code for a protein of 1007 amino acids. The transcript is spliced from 20 exons. Gene Ontology annotation, cellular component: cytoplasm.